UGGUUGAGUGUGUGAGUGAGUAGUGGAAAGUGGCAACAGUGAGUGGCUGGAGCAGGGUAAGGUGUGGGCCGCGCCUGUGUGUUUGUGUUCCAUCUCCUCCCUCUCAUAAAUCCAAGCAAGAUGUCUAAGGGAGAACCAGACCAGGAGCUGAAAAAGGCUUUCAUGGAGCUGCAGGGGAAGAUGCAGGAGACUAACCAGAAACUGAGAAUUGCUGAUGUGCAAGUGGAAAGUCUCAAGAAGCAGAUUGUUCACGCCCAACUGACUGACAAGGAGAUCCAGAGCUUGGGUGAUACCACCAGAGUUUAUGAGAGUGUAGGCCGCAUGUUUCUCCUCACGGACAUACCAAUGGUGCGAGAAAACCUGAAGGCCAAGGUUGCUAAGUGUAAUGAGAAGAUCACGAACCUACAGAGCAACAAGGAGUACCUGGAGCGAAGCAUGCAGGAGAGUCAGGACAACUUGAGAGAGAUGAUUAAGCUGAAGCAGUCUGUUGGGGUUGUUUAAGGCCCCUCUGCUAUCUUAGUUUUGUUUUUGUUAUCCCAUUCAAUGUUAAGGUCAGCGUAUCGUCAUGAUCUGCAAUGUGUAUCUGUGAAUCUUACCACCUAUUCUAAAUGAGUUGAUAAUUUGAGUUUAUUACACAUUAUUCAACUUUCCUGCUACUGACACUUCAGGCAGUUCUGUUUCAACUUGACUGCUGCCAACACUUCAACUCACAUAUUUAACACGUUACCCGUGUCAUGGUACACCGGUGUACCAAUGAUUAUAUUUUUUCAUGGGGAAGUGGUACACUGGUGGCACAAAUGAGAUUAAACAAAAGAAAAUAUUUGUAGAUUUUUUUCUCAUUUGAAUAAUGAUUGGUUAUUUCUCAGUGUUUCAUACAGUAACAAAGGGUGUAGAGAAGUGGGAAAAGAAUUCAAAGUCAAACACUAAUUUGUAUUUCAAUAUAUUUUCAAAACAAUAUGUUGAGACUCCAAAACUCAAUAUAAAGUGUUUUUCAUAAGAAUAGUAAGAAAUUGUGGAAAAAAAACAAAAAUAUAAGGUCCUAUGCAGAACUUGAAAUGUGAAAUUGAAAAACAUAUAUAAUUAUGAAUUACAUAUAUGAAAAAAAAUUAAUUAUGGCACUGAAUUACUUUCAAUAACAUUCAAAGACAAUUAAUAAGAAAAAUUUAAUUUUCCCAUGUAAAACUGAAAAUGACAAAAAAAGAAAACAAAUAAUGAUAAAUGUUACAUCCAUAUGAAAAAAUGCAUUAUGUCACUCAAAUUCUUCCAAUGAUAUCCAAAAGAUAAUUCAUAAGAAAAUACAAUCUCCCCACACUGAACUGGAAAUGUGAAUAAAAAACAAGACUAAUGAUACAUAUGAAAAAAAAAAACACUAUGUCACUGAAAUCCUUUCAGUAACAUUCAAAGAUAUUGCAAUAUGUAGACCCAAAAAAACAACAAUUUUUAGUACAGUAACAUAUAUCCUGAAUUUUUUUUUUUUUUUUUUUUUUUUCCUUACAGGGAAAAGAAAGACAUGUAUUUUAUGUAUCAUGCUUCUCUGCAAAGCAUGUAAUACAUAGGUGUGGCUUAUCCUCACACUCAGAGCAGAAUGUCUUCAUCCUUCUUGCUUUAUUUCCACCUUCAGAAAGAGAGAUCUUUUCAUAGCAGCCACGACACCUUUUUCUUGUGUUUCUCUUAGGCCCACCUUUCUCAGUCAGUCUAUGAGGAUUUCUUUUUCCUGAUAUGACUCCAGGACUUUUUCCAGGUCUAAUGUUAUUAGGCUCUUCUCCAAUGAGAAGACAGAAGACCAACAUAUUCCAAUGUGGUGAAUUGGGCCACUGGUGGUACAAAAGUUGAGUGGUGCACUGGUGGUUCAAGACGCAAUAGGGAAAGAAAAUAUUGUAAUACCGCGUGUUGGGCCACCGGUGAGACACCAAUUUUAUCAGUGCAUAUGAGUCAUUAGGACGGAGCGAAGGUACCUACGUGAUUUCUCUCUCGUGGCUGCACUAUGACUGGCGGGAGAGUGGUCUGAAAAUUGCCGCGAUGGGCGUGUGUUGGGUGUUGCUAUAUCGCGGGUAACGUGUUAACAUACCUAUUGUUUAUUCUUAUACAAUAAAUUAUGGCUUCAGAGAA
This is a messenger RNA of Portunus trituberculatus (swimming crab), 2109 nucleotides long. RefSeq names its product prefoldin subunit 1-like (gene Pfdn1). Gene Ontology annotation, molecular function: protein folding chaperone. Bases 121 to 501 code for a protein of 126 amino acids. Gene Ontology annotation, cellular component: prefoldin complex; cytoplasm. Gene Ontology annotation, biological process: protein folding. Lineage: Eukaryota; Metazoa; Arthropoda; Malacostraca; Decapoda; Portunidae. The record is from RefSeq and is a predicted model, not a curated record. The transcript has 3 exons.